GCCUCCAAAUCCAAUCCCCCACCCCUGGUGGCAUUUUCCCAAAAUUCCCAAACUCAAAGGGCAUUUUCCUAAACUCCAAACUAUAAUACCACCACCACCCUCUUCCCAUUCCCCCCCACCGCUUUUCCCUCUCUCUCUCUCUCUCUCUCUCUCUCUCUAAAGCCAUCAAGAAAAGCAGAACAAGAACCAUGUCUCUUAUCACAGAGGAGAUCAAAGCCAAGGCAGACGAGUUCUACACCGGGAACGCUAUCUGCCAACAGAAGUCAAAGCAACUCCUCAGAGAAAUGGGCCUGCCCAACGGGCUCCUCCCGUUGGAAGACAUGGAGGAGUGCGGCUACGUCCACGCCGAGGGCUUCGUGUGGCUCAAGCAGAAGAAGAUGAAAGAGCACAAGUUCCAGAAGAUCGGGAAGCUGGUGUCGUACGCGACCGAGGUCACCGCCGUGAUCGAGCCCGGGAGGAUCAAGAAGCUCACGGGCGUCAAGACCAAGGAGCUCUUGAUAUGGCUCUCGUUGAGUGAUAUCUACUUGGAUGACCCGCCGACCGGGAAGAUCAAUUUUCAGGUUCCGACGGGGCUGUCGAGGAGUUUCCCGGUGUCGGCAUUUGAGGUGGAGGAGAAGGAGGAGGUGAAGGGGGGUGGUGGUGGGGUGGGGAGUGGUGGUGCUGCCGUGGCAGUGAAGGAGGUGUAAAACAUGAAUAGUGUCGGUUCUGACGUUUGAAUUGCCCAAAAUCGACUUUUAAGUUUGGUUGUCCGCUUGUUAUUAUGUUUAAAAAAAAUCAAGGUUGUUACUAAGUCUUAAAAAAUUUAAAAAAGAAAUCAAGGUUACAUUGUAUUUUAAUUUGAAUUUUAUUAAUAAAUGAAAAUGAAAAUAUAAUUAUGGUUA
This is a messenger RNA of Rhododendron vialii, 881 nucleotides long. RefSeq lists its product as uncharacterized. The transcript has a single exon. NCBI's taxonomy places the organism in Eukaryota, Viridiplantae, Streptophyta, Magnoliopsida, Ericales, Ericaceae. Bases 189 to 686 code for a protein of 165 amino acids. The record is from RefSeq and is a predicted model, not a curated record.